AUGAACCCAGAAGAGGGCGCCGAAAAGGGGGAGCAGCCUUGGGGCGGGAUCUCCUGCGCCCAGGCCGCCCUACUGGAGCGGGAGCGGGAGCUGAAGCAGCCCCAGCCCCAUCCAUCCACCAAAGGCCGGCGGCCCCGCGGGCUGUCAGAAACAUUGGUCACGCCCCUCUAUGCAAGUCACGCCCCUUCGGGACACAUACCACUCCCCUCGUUGCAGGCCACGCCCCUCGAGAGAACAGGCCACGCCCCGAGCGCCGGGCGCGUCCCUGAGACGCGCGCACCCGACGCUGCGCUUCCGCCGAGCCCGCGCAUGCGCAGUCCCCGCCGCCGCCCCGCCUCCCGCCAGCCCGAUUCCACACAGACGGGCUGCGGCCGGCCGGGCCUCGCGCCACCCCGGGCCGCUCGGGCGUGGGGCGACGCUGGCGGGUCGAGUACACCCGGCGGCGACCGAGCCGGGCCUCCGGCGAGCCCAGCCUGCCGCCCCGCGACGCGGAGGCUCGAGCCUCCCGUCGCCUCGCCCAACGCGGCGCCUCCUCACCCACCUCUCGCCUCCGCGCUCCGUCCGGCUCCGCCGCUCAGCUGCGUCCGGGGCCCGGGCUCCGAGAGCGGCUUCUCCCUCACAGCUGCGCUCCGCAGCGCAACCCAACUGCGGGCCCCGCCCUCGCGGCGUCCCGACCAACCGAAGGCAUGCGCCGCGGGGACGCUGCGCCUCUAUUGGACGAGGCGGCCUGGUGGGCGUGACAUCUGGGCUCCUAUUGGACGAGGCGGCCUGGUGGGCGGGCAGAGCCGCUGGGCUACUAUUGGACAAAAAUGCGUGGUGGGCUGGGCCUCUGGGCUGCUAUUGGACUAA
Messenger RNA from Suncus etruscus (white-toothed pygmy shrew), 849 nucleotides. Its product is annotated as basic proline-rich protein-like. The record is from RefSeq and is a predicted model, not a curated record. The transcript has 3 exons. Bases 1 to 849 code for a protein of 282 amino acids. Lineage: Eukaryota; Metazoa; Chordata; Mammalia; Eulipotyphla; Soricidae.